AUGCAGACUGCUUCUACAAAUAUUUGUGAAAGACUGUGCAAUAAGUCCAUCUGUGAAAUUUCCUUGCUACUAAAUAUUCCACACUCAACUGUUAGUAGUAUUAUAACAAAUUGGAAGCAACUGGGAACAACAGCAACUCAGCCAUGAAGUGGUAGGCAACAUAAAAUGACAGAGCGGGGUCAGCGCAUGCUGAAGAGCUUCAUGGAAUGCGUUUCCAUGGCCAAGCAGCUGCAACCAAGCCUUACACGACCAAGUGCAAUGCAAAGCGUCAGAUGCAG
This is a messenger RNA of Staurois parvus, 278 nucleotides long. Lineage: Eukaryota; Metazoa; Chordata; Amphibia; Anura; Ranidae. The record is from the annotation of a GenBank genome assembly.